Momordica charantia (bitter melon) is the source of this 845-nucleotide messenger RNA. Its product is annotated as calcineurin B-like protein 7. The record is from RefSeq and is a predicted model, not a curated record. Gene Ontology annotation, biological process: calcium-mediated signaling. Gene Ontology annotation, molecular function: kinase binding; calcium ion binding. Lineage: Eukaryota; Viridiplantae; Streptophyta; Magnoliopsida; Cucurbitales; Cucurbitaceae.
AGGUCAACGCCGUGUGAUUCAGUUGGUUGGGAUGUGGAUGAAUAAAAACCCAUGUCUGGUUGCUUCACAAGUCAACAACAAUGGCGGUGAAGCAUAUGAAAUGGAAAUGAGGUUAAAAUCUUCCCUUCCAUUGAUUCCAUAAUUUAACGCAAUGGGUUGCAAAAUCUCAAGACAAGUUCCAUCGGAACCAACUCCUUCCUUUAAUCAUCGCUCUGCUCUUGCUUCUGAUACGCCUUUUUCAUGCUUGGCAGUUUCAGAGAAUGAGAUUGAUUCUUUGCAUAAGCUCUUUCAGAAGCUGAGCGAUUCUGUGAUCAAAGAUGGGCUAAUACACAAGGAAGAACUUCAGCUUGCACUUUUCAAGAACGUCAAUAAGAGGAACCUCUUUUUGGACAGGGUUUUUGAUCUGUUUGAUGCUAACAAAAACGGACGUAUUGGGUUCGGAGAAUUUGUUAGGACACUGAGCAUCUUUCACCCGAACACUCCAAAGGCAGUCAAGAUUGCACAUGCAUUUAAGCUGUAUGAUCUGAGGCACACUGGCUUCAUUGAGCGUGAAGAGGUGCUGAGAGAGAUGGUGUUAGCUCUUCUGUCUGAAUCCGAUCUAGUUUUGCCCGACGAUGUAGUCGAAAUGAUCGUCGACAAGACUUUUACUGAAGCAGAUGCAAAGGGUGAUGGAAAGAUUGAUUUGGAAGAGUGGAAAGAAUAUGUAGCACAGAAUCCUUCUCUACUAAAGCAUAUGACUCUUCCAUAUUUGAUGGACAUGACACUAGCAUUUCCUAGCUUUGUGAACACUGGAGUGAGCAGCUCUGAUCUUAAGGCUUGAUCUACAAAGAUCCUCAAAAUCUUUU